GCCACAAAAUGUCAACCAAUUCUCAAAAGUUCAGUUGUUAUAUAUAACCAUCGAACUCCAUUCCCUAAUCUCUGCAAGUUUCUGCUUCCAUGGAGAAUUAUUUCCUCUUCAUGAUCCUGACAUUCAGUUUUGUCACAAUCGCAAGAUCAAGUCAUCCUGGCUGGCCGGAGAAGAGACUUCCGGGGGCAUGGCUGAACCACGGCGGCGACAUCUACAAUCACAGAUAUGCCGAAGGCGAAUCCAAGAUUAGUCCUUUGACAUCUCCAAGUCUGCAUCUCGAGUGGGAAUUUGAGCUGGCGUCGUGUAUUUUCCAAGCUGGAACGGACACAUAUACGCUGUAAGAGCGUCGAACGGAUCCCUUGUCUGGAAACAGAGCCUUCAGGAGUUGACAGGGCUUAACCUGACUGUCCCUAUCCCAAAUGUCACAGCGACCAUGUCCAGAGCUACCCCGACGGUGGCUGGCGACAAACUGAUCGUCACUGUAUACGGACCAGCGUACGUCGUCGCUUUGAAACUCGAGACAGGGGAGCUUCUUUGGAUGCAGCAACUUGACAAGCACCCCGCGGCUGCCAUUACAAUGUCAGGAACUUAUUACAAAGGGGGAUUCUUUGUCGGGACAUCGUUGUUCCAGAAGAGCUUCCGCAUCGAAAACUGCUGCACAUUCCGAGGAAGCUUCGUCCGAUUAGAUGCCAAGACAGGGGCGAUUACCUGGCAGACAUUCAUGGUCCCGGAGAACGACGGGCAACAGGGAGGAUACGCCGGAGGAGCUGUCUUGGGACGCAGCCCGUCCAUCGACACAUGCCGGAAUCAUAUAUACAUCGCGACAGGGAUACUCGACUCCGCACCGCAACCCGUCCAAGACUGCCAGAAUGCGCAGAACAAUCAGACGUUUCCGUCCCAUCCCGACAACUGCACCGACCCCGACGACCACACCAACUCCAUUCUCGCCCUCGACAUCGCCUCUGGCGAAAUCAGGUGGUACCGGCAGCUCGGAGGGUACAACGUCUGGCUCCACGCCUGCACAAACUCCCCCCCGGCGUGCCCCUCCCGCCCAACUCCGUACGCUGAGUUUGGCGAGGUGCCGAUGAUUUUUAGCAGGCAUGUAAAUGGAGUCGAGCACGACGUCGUCGCUGCUGUUCAGAAAAGUGGAUUCGUCUGGACGCUGGACCGGGACAACGGCGACAUCGUUUGGUUCACGGUUACCCAAUUUCUUCAUCGAAUAAUUAAUGAUACGUAUCUCUUCAAGCUUCAAUCGCCAUUGUCAAGUUUUAAAAUUGCAGGAAGCAGGGCCCUGAAGUUUCAGUGGAGGAGGAAUUUGGGGAGCAGCAACGGACAAGAGAAGGGUUUACACAAACAUCGUCAAUGGGAACGAUCUGAACUUCACAUUGUCGCCAUCGGGCAACGUCACAAGAGGAGGAGGCUGGGUGGCAAUGGACGCAACGACGGGGAGGAUAAUAUGGUCGACGGCGGUUCCACACAGCGCUACGUCGAAUCCUGUAAUGGUGGCCAACGGUGUUCUCUUCGCUGGCUCGACGUAUCGAACGGGGCCUGUAUACGCGAUCGACGCCGAGAACGAGGAAAUACUUUGGUCGUACGAGACGGGGGCGUCUGUUUAUGGUGGCUUCUCUGUGAGCAAAGGUUGUGUCUACGUCGGAAGUGGCUACGGCGUGAGCUUAGGAGCUUCGAAUCCGUUGUUCACUGCCAGAACUUCGAAGUUUUCCUUCUGUGUCUGAUCAAAACCUGGAUGAGAUUACAACAGCAAUCUGGGAAUGUAAUAAAAAAAACACUCUUCCAUUCGAAAUAA
Messenger RNA from Andrographis paniculata, 1804 nucleotides. RefSeq lists its product as uncharacterized. NCBI's taxonomy places the organism in Eukaryota, Viridiplantae, Streptophyta, Magnoliopsida, Lamiales, Acanthaceae. The record is from RefSeq and is a predicted model, not a curated record. The transcript is spliced from 3 exons. The coding region runs from base 434 to 1804 and encodes 456 amino acids.